CUGGAACUCCAGCUUCAUGGCGGGAACAUCGCUGGGGUGAGCUAGCCCUAGGGCGAUGUUGGCAGGUGGGAGCCAAGCGCGUUGCUAGCUCCCUGGAGGCAGCCUGCUGGGGGAACCCAGGCACUAGUGCUCUAGGGAGGGGCAUGGGACCCCCAGUCUCUGGCUACAGCCCCAGAUCUGGGAGUCAGGACUCAGGGGCCUCCUGUCCACUGGGAAGACAGGGCACAGCCUGGCUAGGGAGUGCAGCCUCCUGCCUUGUGCUGCCAGAUCUCCACAUCACCUCUGCUGGUGUCUGCACUGCCACCACUGCUGCCAAGCCCAUCCCUGCUCACCCUGGGCUCCCCAGCUCCCGUGGGCGGCAUCAAGCUGCUCAAGUCAGGUGCCCAUGGGCUAAUUCACAACCUUGCCCCUGCCCGGCAUGGCUGGAGAUUGCCUGGGGCAGGGACCUGCAGCCAGUACUAAAACGCCUGGCGGGGGAGAGGGAGUGCAAGCCAGAUAACAUCAAGGCCCCCCUGUCCUGCUCAGAGUGGUCCAGUCCUCGGCAGGCCCACCGGGGCUCGCAGCCGCCUCUUAAGGUGGUUGAGUCCUCUUUCUCCCCCUCCCGGUGGUUCUGUCCAGUCAGGACGUUUCGGUUUCUCACCGUCCCCCAUGUUUGGUACGACCCUCGCGGCUCCCCCUGCGCUGAAGGGUGCUUGGUUCGGUCCGCUCCGUUUCCGGCCUGUCCGGGGCCUGUUUCCGGUGUCCGACCUCACGCCGCCGCCGCCGUGAUGUUGCCGCUGUUGUCCCGGUCCCGCUGUCUGAGCCGGGCGCUCAAUGCCCUGCGGCAGGGAAACUGCACUCUGGCAAGAUGCUCUGUGUCUGGUGUUCCUGGAGGCCAGGGGCUGGCUUGCGCCAACAGUAGGAAGUUUGUUGCAAACAACUCAAGUAUCUUCGCUGUCCGUUACUUCAGAACCACUGCUGCAUGUAGGAACGAUGUGGUUACAGUGAACACUCCAGCAUUCGCAGAGUCAGUCACAGAGGGAGAUGUCAGGUGGGAAAAAGCUGUUGGAGACACAGUGACAGAAGACGAAGUGGUGUGUGAGAUUGAAACAGACAAGACAUCGGUGCAGGUCCCAGCCCCAGCAGCUGGUGUGAUUGAGGCUCUUCUGGUACCUGAUGGUGGGAAAGUAGAAGGAGGGACCCCUCUAUUCAAACUCAGGAAAACUGGAGCUGCUCCUGCCAAGGCCACACCAGCAGCAGCCCCUCCUCCUGCUGCUGCAGCCCCUGCACCUGAACCUGUCUCAGCUGCUGUUGCUCCUCCUGCAGCACCAAUCCCUACUGCAAUGCCACCAGUGCCACCUGUUUCAACCCAGCCCAUUGAGAGCAAGCCGGUUUCUGCAGUGAAGCCGACUGCAGCUCGUGCUGUGGAACCAGGACCCAGCAAAGGUGCCAGAUCAGAGCAUAGGGUGAAAAUGAACAGGAUGCGUCAGCGCAUUGCUCAGCGCCUGAAAGAGGCUCAGAACACUUGUGCCAUGCUGACCACCUUUAAUGAAAUUGAUAUGAGUAACAUUCAGGAGAUGCGAGCCCGGCACAAAGACUCCUUCCUGAAGAAGCACAACAUGAAACUCGGCUUUAUGUCAGCCUUUGUGAAAGCAACAGCCUUUGCCCUGCAAGAUCAGCCUGUUGUGAAUGCAGUGAUUGAUGACACAACCAAAGAGAUUGUGUACAGGGACUAUGUGGAUAUCAGCGUUGCUGUGGCAACUCCUAGGGGUCUCGUGGUCCCCGUCAUCAGGAAUGUAGAAACUAUGAACUUUGCUGACAUUGAGCGAACCAUCAAUGAGUUGGGAGAGAAGGCCCGAAAAAAUGAACUGGCCAUUGAAGACAUGGAUGGCGGCACCUUCACUAUCAGUAAUGGAGGAGUCUUUGGGUCGCUCUUUGGGACACCCAUCAUCAACCCCCCUCAGUCUGCCAUACUAGGAAUGCAUGCCAUUGUUGACAGGCCUGUUGCUGUUGGAGGCAAAGUCGAGGUGCGGCCCAUGAUGUUUGUGGCAUUGACGUACGAUCACCGGCUGAUUGAUGGCAGAGAGGCAGUGACUUUCCUGCGCAAGAUCAAGGCAGCAGUGGAGGAUCCCCGUGUGCUGCUGCUAGAUCUCUAGAGCAGCUGCACCCCCGUACGACCCAAGCAGGGCAGGGACGCAGCACCAGCACGGGCAAUAACAGGCAUUCAGGGAUUGGCAGGGGCUCUCCAGUCUCCCUCCCUCCCCUGUGGCUGGAGGCAUCUUAGAGGGAACCCUGAGUGUAGCUCCUACCUCCUUGUCUACCUGCUAGGGCUGCCACAGAGAGCAAACUACCAAAUAUCGUGAGCUUCCCAGUACCACUUCUGUAGUCUCCCCCGCCCCCCAGCACCCACGUAAUCACCUCCAGCCUGACCCAGCAGAUGGGAACAGAACCUGCUGGUGAUGGCAGUGCUAGGCUGCCCUUUCCUCACUGUCCCUCUGCUGGUUCAGCUUUACUUCUCAGUGCUGAAGUGACUGGGAGUGAAG
Molecule: messenger RNA, 2522 nt
Organism: Alligator sinensis (Chinese alligator)
Lineage: Eukaryota; Metazoa; Chordata; Crocodylia; Alligatoridae
Gene: DLST
Product: dihydrolipoamide S-succinyltransferase
Exons: 15
Coding region: 144-2135 (663 amino acids)
Biological process (GO): tricarboxylic acid cycle
Cellular component (GO): oxoglutarate dehydrogenase complex
Molecular function (GO): dihydrolipoyllysine-residue succinyltransferase activity
Source: RefSeq, a predicted model, not a curated record